Molecule: messenger RNA, 468 nt
Organism: Magnusiomyces paraingens
Lineage: Eukaryota; Fungi; Ascomycota; Dipodascomycetes; Dipodascales; Dipodascaceae
Exons: 1
Coding region: 1-468 (155 amino acids)
Source: RefSeq, a predicted model, not a curated record
AUGUCACCAAACUCCCAGUUCCCCUCAACACAGUACAACAACACACAAUCUUCACAAUUCUUUCAAACACAAUAUCCAUCCCAUGGCCUAAGUACGCCGCCCAUUUCUCCAGAAAAGCUUCAACCUCAACUGCAAACUGGUGAAGGACCUAGCGCCAAACGUGCAUUACACACGCCCCUACUAUCUCACUUACAACAAAACACAGUCCGUACAAUGCUCUCAGCUUCGAGGCAAAUGUAUCUACAACAAAAGCAUCACCAACAACCAACAUCAGCCAUUUUGCAGCAACAAGUAGUACCAACUUUUAAUUGCUAUGACUGUGGAACUCCUGUCUCAGACGACGAGUAUGUGGUGGCUCGCGAACACACGUGUGGAGGAUGUGGUAACGUGGUGUGUGAACGGUGCUCGAUUUCUGGAGCGCUGUAUAGUACUCAUGAUGUGGAUUGUUUACGGUGUUUGGGCAAGUGA